Messenger RNA from Trematosphaeria pertusa, 1279 nucleotides. RefSeq lists its product as uncharacterized. Bases 377 to 1099 code for a protein of 240 amino acids. The record is from RefSeq and is a predicted model, not a curated record. The transcript has 4 exons. NCBI's taxonomy places the organism in Eukaryota, Fungi, Ascomycota, Dothideomycetes, Pleosporales, Trematosphaeriaceae.
CACUCCAACAACUUCGCGCUUCCUGGCCAUUUGCUCAAUACCAAAAUCCUGACAAGCGCACAUGCCUUUCUCUUCUUCUGCACUCGGAAGCCGCUUCGCUUCCAGCCGCAGGAUAGCAGUCGGCAAAGUCUUCGAAGGUUCAUUUCGUAUCAUAGGAUGGCUGCGCUUUGCCAAACAUUUGGUGCUAUUUACGCUCUUCUUCAUCUACUACGCCACAUGGCUGAUAAUCAGGCUAUUUUCGAAGCUGUUACACUGUUUUGGCUGCGGUGAUGGAGCUUUUGCAAGCUCUGCGAGUAUUCGCGAGCUCGUUCUGGUGCGAGGUCCCCCAGAAUUGCGUGCCCGGCAACCACCAAUUGACUGGCUCUAGAGAUGCGCAAUGGGUGCAGCCAACCUCGGGAAGCACGGAAGAUGGAAAGCCUUUUGGCGGGUCUACGCAGUUCUAGCGCCCACCCUGGACGACUUCAUCAACGACUACUGCGAGGCUUGGAAGCUCCGACAUACUAUCGAUAAGGAGGUCAUCAUAUUCAUCGACAAUGAUCAUCGUCUAGCGAUCCCAUGCUCUGGAACGAUGGACGACAAGGCUCUAGUGCGGCAUAUACGCGUUUUCUACAAUCUGGCCCGGGCAAGAGUGGGCAUCUUCGAGUUCUUCGGUGCGAAGUCGACUCUGAGGAUCGAUGUAGUCAAGCUCGAGCAGCAUUUCGCCGUGGGCGCCCGCGUCGGUCCACCACUCGGCUUAGGAAGACAUGGUCCCUUCAGUCGACUGGUGCAUUACCUGAAGGAUCCUUCUAAAAUGAGCGGCACGGACCUCGUACAGAGACUCGAAACAGAAGCAGUUCUGACUCCACCCGGACAGCAAACAUGUGCGCUGAACAUUGUUAGGAGCUGGGACCCUUAUAUCACAAGCACCAUUAUCCUCAUUCCGGUGGUCUUGAGCUUUAUCGUCUCAGUUCUCUGGUCUGUCAUCGCUGCAGCAUAUUUCAAGGCUGAUGUCAAUGCGAGCACGCAAACGGCGUUCACGAUCGGGAGCUAUGUUGUAACGGCCGGGCGCGCUACUCAUCGCCCUGGUGGCAUUCCUCGAGAGCAAGUAUGUCGCCAAUGACGGAGUUUCCAACCUCGUCACAGCCACUGAUUACCACGCGUUACAACAAACGCAGUCCAAUUCCUCAUGUCAGUCGCCGCAACUGAUGCAGCGACCACCGGCAAUUAUGACGAGGACGUCUUCACAGCCAAAGCUCAACUCGCGGACAAGUUCGGGCAAUAUGAUCACUCAGACCAGUUU